Molecule: messenger RNA, 3907 nt
Organism: Cottoperca gobio
Lineage: Eukaryota; Metazoa; Chordata; Actinopteri; Perciformes; Bovichtidae
Gene: trpa1b
Product: transient receptor potential cation channel, subfamily A, member 1b
Biological process (GO): monoatomic ion transmembrane transport
Cellular component (GO): membrane; transmembrane transporter complex
Molecular function (GO): protein binding; monoatomic ion channel activity
Source: RefSeq, a predicted model, not a curated record
AUGGACUUCAGCAGGGAGGUGGCCCGGCAGACCAGCUGUUACACAUAUGUGAUCGAGGACGAGGAUCCAGCGCUGGCAAAACUGGAUGUAUUCGAGUUGGCAGAGAAGGGUGACCUGGCUCUCCUGGAGAACCUGGUGAGGAAGAGCCCAGAGGUGCUGAGUGAGAAAGAUGAAUGUGGAGCGAGUCCCCUUCAUCACGCCGCCGCAGGAAACCACAUCGCCCUCAUCCAAUGCAUCACGUCUGUCAUAGACUCGCAGGGUCUGAACAGCUGUGAUGAGCAGGGCAACGUGCCGCUCCACUGGGCGGUGGAGAGGAACAAGGCAGAUAGCUGCAGGGCUCUUCUGGACCUGGGGGCCGACCCCAACAUCCUCAACAUGGCCCUCCUGUCCCCUCUGCACCUGGCUGUCAGCCUCGGACACAACAAGCUGGUGGAGCUACUGCUGUCCUACAGCGCUACAAACUGCAAUCUGCAGGGAGACCUUGAGAACACCCCAGUGAUACUCGCCUGCUCCAUCAAUAACUACGAGGCUCUCAGCACAUUGAUAAAGCAUGGAGCGUUCCUCUGCAAACAGAACAAGCUCGGCCAUUUCCCCGUGCACGCAGCUGCCUUCGCAGGUGCAAAGAGAGCCCUGCAAGUGAUCCUGAAGGCCGGAACGAAGUCGGGUCACGAAAUUGAAGCUCACAUCAACUAUUUAGACAAGGCAAACAGCAGUCCGCUCCAUCUGGCUGUACGUGGCGGGAAUAUCGAGGCCAUCGCUUUCUGCAUCGCUACCGGGGCCAAAGUUGACCAGCAACAGCACGACAGGUCCACACCGCUUCACCUGGCCUGCACUCAGGGAGCCACUGAGGUGGUCAAACUGAUGCUGUCCUCCGUCGACCAAGUGGAAGACAUCAUCAACCUGACUGACGGGGCGUGUCAGACUCCUCUGCACAGGGCUACAGUAUUUGACCACAUAGAGCUGGCCGAGUACCUAAUUUCUCUGGGUGCAGACCUGAACAGCAUCGAUUGUAAAGGAAACUCUCCUUUACUGCUGGCUACGAGCUGUGCAGCGUGGAGGACUGUGGCUCUGCUGCUGUCCAAAGGGGCAAAUGUGAACAUGAGAGACAGAUGCGGCUGUAACUUCCUUCACCUGGCCAUUCUCCAGCCCAAAGGUCUGAAAAAUGUCCCAGAAGAAGUAUUGCAGCUUGGCGGUGUGAAGGCUCUGCUGAGCUGUGAGGAUAAUGAGGGGUGCACCCCGCUCCACUACGCUUGCAGGCUGGGUGUCCAUGACUCAGUGAAGAACAUGCUCGGCCUCUCGGGGCAGGUCGGCCUCGCAUGCAAGUCCAAGGACAAAAAGUCUGCGCUGCACUUUGCUGCUCAGUAUGGCCGCAUCAAUACGUGUCAGCGAUUACUGGAGACCAUCACAGACUCUCGCCUGCUGAAUGAAGGUGACGAGCGAGGCCUGACACCGCUCCAUUUGGCCUCAAGAGGGGGGCACACCAAGGUGGUGCAGCUGUUGCUGCGCAAAGGAGCUCUCUUUCACAGUGAUUAUAAGGGCUGGACAUGUCUGCAUCACGCUGCAUCUGCAGGAUACACACAAAGUAUGGAAAUUCUCCUGUCAGCGAAUCUCAAGUUACUGGAUAAAACCGAUGAGGACGGGAACACUGCACUGCACAUCGCAGCCAGAGAGGGACACGUGGUUGUGGUCCGGCUGCUGCUGGAAAGCGGAGCAAUGCUCACCUUAAACAAGAACGACAUGUCGUUCCUCCACGAAGCUCUGCAAAACAUGAGGAAAGAUGUGGUCAAUGCUGUGAUUGACAGCGACAGAAUUACUGAAUCUUUGAUGCUGUUCAAACCCGGCUCGAGCCGCGGAUGUGCCAUACUAGGCAUGAUUGAGUUUCUGCCUGAGAGCUACAAGCACCUAAUGGACCGCUGUGUGAUAGAAUCUGAUGACGACCACAACAGUCCUGACUAUCAUAUUGAAUACAGUUUCAAAUGGCUCCAAGCUCCAAUUGCGAUGAUGAAGCUGACCGAUAAGACCAUGAGGGUUCAGCCGCUCGCUGCACUCAACGUGAUGGUGAAGUACAACCGCAUGGAACUCCUCAACCACCCUGUCUGCAAAAAGUACCUCGCGAUGAAGUGGUUUGCUUACGGGAGCACGGCCCACGUGCUCAACAUGUUCUUGUACCUGUUGGGGCUGCUGCCCCUCACUCACCUGAUCGUGAAUCUGAGGCCCAGUCUGAACGCCACCGACAAGGCCGAGCACAGUAUCGUCAUGGUGAACGCAUCUUUCAGAGAGCAGAGCACGUUCGUGUCCAUCUGCAUGGGGAUGGUCUUGGUUAUGAACAUCUACUUCAUACUGAAGGAGUUGGUGCAGAUAUCACAACAGCGCUGGAGUUACUUCAAGGAUUAUUCCAACCAGAGCGACUGGUUUUCUGCCAUCUUCUCCCUCCUCUUCAUCAUCCCCACCAUGCUCAACACAGUGGGCUCUUUGCACUGGCAGGCCGGAGCUCUGGCAGUUUUAAGCUCCUGGAUUGGAUUCCUGCUUUAUCUCCAGAGGUUUGAGGGUGUCGGCAUCUAUGUGGUGAUGUUCUGGGAGAUCAUGAGGACACUGUUCCGUAUUGUGAUGAUCUUCAUGUACCUGGUGUUGGCGUUCGGCUUGGCGUUCCACGCUCUGAUGCUCAACCAGAAAGAGUUCGAUACCGUGCCGCUGUCAGUCAUACAAACCUUUGUGAUGAUGGUCGGGGAACUCAACUACCAAAACAACUUCCUGGACUCCUAUCUGAAGCACGAGCUUCCUUUUGCUCCGCUGACUUUCAUUAUUUUUGUGUCCUUUGUUCUGCUGAUGCCGAUUCUGCUGGUGAACCUGAUGAUCGGUUUAGCAGUAGGAGACAUCGCAGAAGUGCAAAGAAAUGCUGCCCUGAAAAGAAUCGGCAUGCAGAUCGAGCUUCACACGGCGCUGGAAGACAAGCUGCCGUACUGGUUCAUGAAACGAGUGGACAAACCCUCCAUCACCAUCUACCCCAACCGCCACUGCUCCGGGAACUCUAUCAAGCAGUUAUUCACAGGUGACGAGGAGCCGCACGACGCCUGGAGUCGCCAGCAGAUCAAAUCCCAGCACUGCAGCGUGCUGGAGAACGAGCUCAAGAAACAGAAGAGCAGGAUGAAGGAGGUGUCGAGCAUGAUGGAGAAGCAGCACAACCUGCUGAAGCUCAUCAUCCAGAAGAUGGAGAUCACGUCGGAGGAGAACGAGUACGACGGCCCCGUGAACAUCAGAGGCAACAUGUGGCGCAGCCUGAGUCAGGUGAAGCCCGGAGGACGCCAGUCGCGCUGGGUCCCGCUGAUGAAGGCUCUCGAGAGCAAGAAACCCGAAGACUGGGAGAAAAAGAAAACGUCUUAAUACAGCAACAAGUUUACAAAGUGAAUUAUCACUAUGAUGGUGUUAAGAUUUAUAACUCAUAUUAAAUACAUAUUGUCACUUUGAUGAAGAGCUUUUAACUGCUUAACUAUUGUGUGGUUUGUUACUGAAUACUGUUGCGUGAUGUUACUGUUCAUGUUGUAUUGUAGGCUGAAGCAGGAAGUUACACUCGUGAUCCUUUUGUGGUGUGAAAAUAAUGUUUGAAUUAUCACAGACAGAAUUGAAAGCUGCAGUGAGAGCUGUGUGGAGGACGUACUGUGGCAUGUCAGUUUCAAUAAGGAUCUGUAGGAGAGAGAGAGAGAGAGAGAGAGAGAGAGAGAGAGAGAGAGAGAGAGAGAGAGAGAGAGAGAGAGAGAGAGAGAGAGAGAGAGAGAGAUAGAUUAUAUUGCUAAUUGGAUUAUGACUGGCUGAAGUUAAAGCAUUUAAUGAGCUAAAAGUGAGUAACAAUGAGACACAACUGACUUUUCCUUUGACUUAUCUAAUAUAUGACUUGUAUUGAUGCAUUAUG